Messenger RNA from Penicillium canescens, 2445 nucleotides. RefSeq lists its product as uncharacterized. Gene Ontology annotation, molecular function: zinc ion binding; DNA-binding transcription factor activity, RNA polymerase II-specific; DNA binding. The transcript is spliced from 3 exons. Gene Ontology annotation, cellular component: nucleus. The record is from RefSeq and is a predicted model, not a curated record. Gene Ontology annotation, biological process: DNA-templated transcription; regulation of DNA-templated transcription. NCBI's taxonomy places the organism in Eukaryota, Fungi, Ascomycota, Eurotiomycetes, Eurotiales, Aspergillaceae. The coding region runs from base 1 to 2445 and encodes 814 amino acids.
AUGCCACCAAAGUCUAGAAAUACCGACAGUGCCGAAAACGGCCAAGAGCCACAGGAUGCAUCCAAAACGCACGAGGAUGUUCCCGCCUGUCAGUCUUGUCGAAAGAAGAAGGCCCGCUGCAGUCGGGAACAGCCUUGCUCGGAAUGCAUCCGCUUCAACGUCGACUGUGUCUAUGAUGAGCGGCGCAUGAAGCCUGGUCUCCGUGCCGGCGCCGUCGACCAGCUCUAUCGCCGGAUCGAAACACUGGAGAAUAUGUUCCUUGGCCAGGAAAUACUAUGGCAAACGAUGUGGAGGACAUUGUACCCAAAUGACUCCCUCCCAGAACCUAGCGAGCGACCGGCUAACAUCACAAGCUUGGCUCAGCAAAGAGAAGAGCUGAAAUUUACUUUGCUUCAGGCGUCAUCGAUUCCUGAGCGGAGGGGCGAGCAACGGAAUGGCGAUGCGGAGCCUGUCUCGCGUCCAGCAAAACGACAACGCUGCGAGUCUACUAUCUCACCGGUCUUUGUCGAUACAGAGAGCGAGAUAGACAGCCUUUUGUCGACUGAUGUCAUGACGGAGCUGGUGGACUUUUACUUCGUUAACAUCCACCCUUGGAUCCCGGUUCUUCAUGUGGCCAGAUUUCGUGAGCGCGUAGAAUCUCCAGAUGAGCGCCCGCGUAUUGCCUGCAUCCUUCACGCAGUUAUUGCUGUUUGCGCACGCUUCUCUCAGAACGAAUCCCUCUGCGACGAAGGAAAAAAGGCAAAAAUUGCUGAAAAGAGCCGACAAAAGGUCAUAUUGGACAGCACCGAGUCCUUCUCUGUCGAGAACCUGCAGGCAUUGGUGAUCAUUGCAUUUGAGACUAUUGGCCGUGGCCGCGGACCUUCGUCAUGGUCUAUUGUUGGAAGCAUGGUCGGCACGGUUGAACAACUGCAACUUGGCGUCGAGGAAGAUAUUCUAAGCCGUGCACAAAACUCAGGCGAGACUCUGAUCCGGCGCAUGGUGUUCUUGUCUCCAUCCAAGUCCUGGAGUGAAGCUGAAGAGCGCCGGCGCGUGUUCUGGACGGUGUUCUUGAUGGAUCGGUUCUGCAGCGUUUCCACAGGCUGGAAGAUAAGUCUGACUAGCGCCGAUGUAAAACGCCGUCUUCCCUGUGAAGGUGCGAUAUGGGAGAAAGAAACAGAGGUUCGGACGCCGUAUUUUGGGAUCUCAGACUCGGAGGAUACAAAUUCAACCAGUUCGCUUCAGGCUGGGAGCCGCGCGUCGAUGAACAUUGAUAAUGAGGACUCGAUCGGUGGCUUUGCGUACAAUAUUGAGGCAACUGAGUCACUAGUCCUGGUCACAAACUUCUUCCUUCAUCAUGCGUUUAUUGUUGGGGAUGCUGAGAAGGCUCGGAUUUGGUUAAUGAAGUUCAAGGAACUAGAUUUACGGCUGAUUCAGUGGAAGUUGUAUCUGCCCCCGCAAUGGAGAGAGGCCUCAGUGCUCAAUGCCGACGGUGUAAUGGAUCCGAACUUGACAUUAGCGCAUAUCACACAUAAUACGGCCGUGAUUUUAUUGCAUCAGGGAAUCGCAUACCCACCUCCCCACUGGCAGAAUUGUCCGGUGAAGCUUCCAUCCACGGCCUCUGCUGAGACAUGUUUGGAGGCAGCUUCUGAGAUCGCUACUAUCGGACGACAGUUCCUAUCAUUUUCGCCCAUCUUCACCAAUCCUCAAUUCUCGUUUUGUCUAUUCAUUGCUGGAAGGAUGCUACUGGCCCACAGCAGAUACAAUCAAGUUCCUAUUCCCUCAGCCCUCGAUACGUUGAUCGCCAGUCUCCUCGAAAUUUCCCAGCGAUGGACCGGGCGCAAUGAGACCACAAGCCCUCUCGGUGACAAUCUGGCGUCAAGCUUCGCAAAACGACUUAUAGAGGCCCAGAGUAACUCGUGUGCUGCCUCUUGUCCAAGCCUGGAUAUCAGACAGACCGCUUACUCCGACGAGUCAAGGGAGCAACAUCAACCGCCACCUGUCAUCGGAACCUCGCCGUCUGAUCCUGGUAUCUUCCCCUAUAUAGCAACUACUGCAGCACCCCAUACUGGAUAUAUAAACAGACAGCCACUGCGAGAGUCAUAUACUCUAGAUCCUUUUAGCCUCGCUUUUCCGCCACUCCCACCAGCCUUUCAGCAAGACUUCCCUGCCUUCUCCCGAUCAGAUCCACUCUCGGUAUAUGUACCGGUCGAAUAUCAAACGCCGUCGCCGUUGGAGAGGCGGUCAUACAAUCAGCAAUUUAAUUUGUGGCAAGGUCCAAAUGCGCCUUUUGGAAAUGCCGCUGUCAGUCCCCAAGAGGAUCUCUCUCACGUUUUCAACCUGAUUCCCAGUCCUGGCCAAAGGAUCAGUCGCUAUAGUGGAGCACAAAUAGGGAGCCAUGACCCGAACAAGGCACCAAGGAAUCUGUCAAUGAUGGAUAAUAUCAAUAGGCUAGGCUCUUGUGACUAA